Annulohypoxylon maeteangense is the source of this 992-nucleotide messenger RNA. RefSeq lists its product as uncharacterized. Bases 239 to 799 code for a protein of 186 amino acids. Gene Ontology annotation, molecular function: RNA polymerase II transcription regulatory region sequence-specific DNA binding; DNA-binding transcription factor activity, RNA polymerase II-specific. NCBI's taxonomy places the organism in Eukaryota, Fungi, Ascomycota, Sordariomycetes, Xylariales, Hypoxylaceae. The record is from RefSeq and is a predicted model, not a curated record. The transcript has 2 exons. Gene Ontology annotation, biological process: regulation of transcription by RNA polymerase II. Gene Ontology annotation, cellular component: nucleus.
UCCCUCGACCCUUAUUUCGAGACGAUGCAACAGUAAUCAGGAAAGCAAUGACUUCGGCAGUAUCCUACCUCAAGUUAGUCAUGAGAGCUCUUUUGAUGGACUGGAAGGGCUUCCUAACUCAGGCGGAUUUCUCGAAGGAAUCGAUAUUUUUGGUUACUUGGGAGGAGAAAAUGGAUGGAGCGAGGGUCCUGAGAUACGGACCCGUGGAGAAUCGGAGGAGGAAUGGCUUGGUGUACCAAUGUCUGGCCAAUUCCCCAUUUCUAACUGGCUGUCAGAUAGGCUCAAUAACACCCGCAGUGAUGCUGGGCCUAUUUCAACACCUGAUCAGCUUGGGGAACCUGAAGUUACCCGUCUUGACCAACAUAAUCCCGAUUCAGGUUUGAAUAUAGACCGGGAUUUAGGUCUAUUAUCGUCACCGAAUUUUGCCACUCCGAACUCGAUAUUCCUCUCAUGGCUACCCGAAGAGCAGGAUAUACAAGUGAUUGAUACGUCUCCUGGACGCAUUUCACUAGAGAAUUCCAUGCUGUCACAUUUAACAUGCAAUACAUGCGGCAAAUCUUUCUCCUCUCAAGGUAGAUUGAAUUCACACAAUCACCGCCACGAGAAAAAGCAUCGUUGCAUGCAAUGUGACAGAAGAUUCUCAGAAUCGAGAGAUCUGCGUCGCCAUAUCCAAUCAGUACAUGAGCGAAUAUGGGAUCAAUGUCCACAAUGUGGGAAGAGAAUGAAAAGACGCGGUGACAACUUACAACGGCAUAUGAGACGAUACUGCAAGAACAGACGGCGUAACUUAGUUGGUUAAAAAGGCCACUUGCACAGAGGUAGCACAAAAUGUAAUGGAUGGCGACUUUUUCUGUCCGCCAGGAUCGAUAUCCAGGGGAACUAUACGUUCGUUAAGGCUUCUAGGUGCCCUUACUACCCGACGCGGGACUCAUUGAUAGAGUCCUCCGUCGGGUAGUGAAGGCACCUAUCAACGCAGUCCAACUUAACGUCUC